CAAAGGAACAGAGAAAAUGAAGUAUCUUAUCAACGUGAAUUACGUCUUGUCCUUGAACAUAAGAAGAAAUGCAAAAGAAGAGCAGUAGAAACUGUUAAAGAGCGUGAGGUAUGCCUCAUUCGUGACCGUAAUAGAAAAUACCAAAAAGUAACAUUAGAAACUGAUGAACAACAUGAAAAACACCUAAACGAUCGUCGUAAAAGAAGACAUCAUCUAAGAAUUAUUGAUGAAUAUCGAAACCAAAAUGUCAAUCUGCAGUAG
This is a messenger RNA of Acaulospora morrowiae, 261 nucleotides long. The record is from the annotation of a GenBank genome assembly. Lineage: Eukaryota; Fungi; Glomeromycota; Glomeromycetes; Diversisporales; Acaulosporaceae.